Engraulis encrasicolus (European anchovy) is the source of this 2932-nucleotide messenger RNA. RefSeq names its product PDZ domain containing 1 (gene pdzk1). Gene Ontology annotation, cellular component: apical plasma membrane. Gene Ontology annotation, molecular function: protein-membrane adaptor activity; signaling receptor binding. The record is from RefSeq and is a predicted model, not a curated record. Bases 196 to 2256 code for a protein of 686 amino acids. Lineage: Eukaryota; Metazoa; Chordata; Actinopteri; Clupeiformes; Engraulidae. Gene Ontology annotation, biological process: protein localization to plasma membrane. The transcript has 9 exons.
UAGGCAGGCCCCUGCUAGCAGCCUGGCGUAAACCACAGUUGAAUAACUCAGCCUUUAACUCCACCUUUGGCCUGUCAAAGUCCCCUGUCCUGCGUCUCCUCCUCAGGCAGAUAACACCUGUCCUGAGACACCUGAGCACCUCCUUCAGCCUGGGACACCAUCGGAGCAGGAGCUGUCUGGUGAGAAGCAGAAGAGAUGGCUGGCAUCAAACCGCGGGUGAUCGCGCUGACCAAGCGCGAGGGCCAGACGUUUGGCUUCUUCCUGCGCGUGGAGAGGGACGAGGAGGGCCACCUGAUCCGUAGCCUGGACAUGGGGGGCGCCGCUGAGCUGGCCGGCCUCAAGGACGGGGACCGCAUCAUCCGGGUCAACGGCGUCUUCGUGGACAACAUGGAGCAUGCCCAGGUGGCGGAACUGGUGAGGAAGAGUGGGAUGUCAGUGAACUUUCACGUCCUUGGAGAGGCUGCCUACAAGGAGGCGAAAGAGAAGGGAUGGGACAUGGGAGAGAUUCCCCGUCAGAACGUCAUGAACGGGGCUGCCACAGGCCCAGCCGUCAAGCCCAAGCUCUGCUACCUCCUCAAGUCCACCUCAGGCUACCAGUUCUCUCUGAAGAGUGUGAAAGGGGAGAAAGGCCUGUUCAUGAUGGAUGUGACCAAGGGGGGCUCGGCUGACACAGCAGGGGUCAAGGACAACGAUCGCAUCCUGGAGGUCAACGGGGAAAAUGUGGAGGACGCCACCCAUGAGAAAGUCGUAGAGAAGGUAAAGGCCUCGGGCAACACUGUGAUGUUCUUGCUGAUAGACCAGGAAACGGAUCGACACUUCAAAAACAAGCGCAUCGCCCUGGUGUCAUCCCUCGCCACUGUAAAACAUCUCCCCUACAAACCACGCAUCGCAGAUUUGACCAAAGGCUCCGACGGUUAUGGUUUCUACCUAAGGAAAGAGCCGAAAAUGUCAGGUCACUUCAUAAAGGACAUCGACCGUGGCGGCCCUGCGGAGAAGGCUGGCCUGAAAGACAUGGACCGGCUUGUGGCCGUGGCUGGGGUGUCGGUGGACAACUGCAACCACGACCAGGUGGUGGACAAGAUCAGGCAGGGAGGAAACAAGUGCUGCCUCCUAGUGGUGGACUCCGAAACAGACAAGAUGUACAAACUGGGCAAGGUGUCCCCUCUCCUCUUCUGGGAGGAGACUCAAGCAUCUAAACCUGAACCAGCCAAAACCCCAGAGCCCAAACCUGCUACUCCUCCUCCAUCUUACAAACCUGAACCCACACCAGCAGUCGUGCCCGUGCCUGUGCCCACUCCCUGCCCAGUGCCCCCACCCGCAGACGACUAUAAGCCUAAACUGUGCCGGAUGGUGAAAGCUCCUUCUGGGUUCGGCUUCCACCUGAACGGCAUCCAAGGAGUGCCAGGACAGUACAUCAAAGAGGUGGUGAAGGAUGGCGCAGCAGACAAGGCGGGCCUGGAGGACGAUGACAUGGUAGUGGAGGUGAACGGCAAGAACGUGGAAGGCGCCACGCAUGAGGAAGUGGUGAACAUGAUCCGCAACACCGGAGACACGCUGGUGCUCCUAGUGGCCGGAAGGACUACCUACGACCACCUGAAGGCCUCUGGGGUGGCCAUCACCACUGCCCUGCUGGGAGUCGAGGUCGCUAGGCCCCCCAGCCCGAAGCUCCCAGAACCCGCUCGGCCUCCAAGCCCAAAGCUCCCGGAACCCGCUCGGCCUCCAAGCCCAAAGCUCCCGGAACCUGCUCGGUCUCCAAGCCCAAAGCUACCAGAGCCACCUGCUCCACCCAGCCCAAAGCUACCAGAAUCACCCAGGCCUGCCAGCCCCAAACUCCCUGAGCCAGUUGCCCCACCCAGCCCAAAGCUUCCAGAAUCACCCAGGUCUGCCAGCCCAAAACUCCCUGCCCCACCCAGCCCAAAACUUCCAGAUUCACCCAGGUCUGCCAGUCCAGUUGCCCCACCCAGCCCAAAGCUUCCAGAUUCACCCAGGUCUGCCAGUCCAGUUGCCCCACCCAGCCCAAAGCUUCCAGAACCACCCAGGGCUCCCAGCCCAAAACUCCCUGAGGAACCCAGGCCUCCAAGCCCAAAGCUCCCAGAGCCAAGAUCCGCCAGCCCACAGGAGGAAAAGAAGGAGGACAAGAAGGAAGAGAAAGUCGCGGAGAAAGAGGCUGCCCGACCGGACACACCUCCCCAGCCACGUGCAAGAACACCAUCUGCAUCGUCAUCUUCAGGCGAAAGUUUGGACGAACAACUUUAAUUAUUUAACAUCAGUGUCUACAAAUAUUGUUAUUGGUUAAUUUACUCUUUAAAUGUUAUUUCUACAGAACAGAGUUAAGCUACCUGACAGAAAAAUGUUGAUCAGAAGUAAUUUCAAAAACUUUGUCAAGGUUGUAUUUAUAAAGUAUUUUCCACUACACAGUAUCUGAGGUCUGGUAAGCUGAAACUACGUCGAUGAUGUCGACAAUGUUCAAAGUGCUCUUGUAGGGACAAAUAAUCUGAUCUGUUGAGCCCUGACAAGAUAACACUAUCAACAGAUGAGAGCAAUAAACAUUUCAAUAAUUGGCACCAGCCCUUGUACAUUGAUAUCAUAUAUGCAUGCUGUGUUAGUUUGCAGUACGUUGACAGCCCUUAUUUUCAGGGAGUCACAUGUUAAGAGAUUAAGAAACGUGAAUGAUUAGUCAUUCAAUUCACUCCAUAUAAAAAAUAAUUUUGUUGUAUUAUUAAACUGGGGCAGAGGUAGCCUGGAAUGAUUCGAGACCGCUAAAUCAACGAGAUGAGGUUGUGUCAAGAGACUGUUGUGGUGAUCUUAUGAUUGCCCAGAGGGCGUUUGUCAAGGAAGCUUCUUCGGAUUGUUGCCUGAACCACUCCAGAUGUUCUAUUUUUGUGAUGAAUGCGGUGUUGUUAAAUUAAACUGAUUUCCUUGCCAAACCGAA